AUGCACAUCUCCAUGCAACACAAGUAUCCAUUAGUGACCGCGUGCGUGACGGCUUGUGAAACCAUUUUCGACGCACGGUACCAAACCCCGACCCCGCCAAUUCCAGGAGCGCCGCACUCUCUCAGCGACGUCGAGUACGUGGUGGGAAGACAGCCUGAAAUCUGCCUUCGAUGCUCUGGCCUACACGGCAUAUCAGAGGGAGAACAAUGCGAGAACCCCCCGUGCUGUAUUCAAUGCAAAGCUGACCAUCCCACAACCUCUCGUGAAUGUCCAAAAUAUAAGCAGGAAGAACAAAUCGUCCGUCUAAAAGUUGACAAAGGUAUAUCGUUCGCCGAAGCAAGACGCAUAUUUCUUGAGAAUACAAGGCAGGAGACAUACGCUGGAGUUGUGCAGGAACAUAUUCAAAAACAACUUACUGAAAAGGACCAAACGAUUGCUACUCUACAAAAACAAAUAGCUGCCCUAAGGAAAGAUCUAGCCGAUCUUAAACAAAUAUUGAAAUCACGCCCACAGAGUCAAUCACCCUCACCACGCAAUCCACCAACAACAUCCGAUAUUCGAAAUCUAUCGACAUCUACAGCUAAACAUCCAAAGGUACCUGAGCACGGCGAUCGAAUACCCCGUAAAGAACAACCUUUUACCUCCCCACCAUCGAAGCGACGAGAUAACCGCAAAUUCGACAAACAGGAUUAUGACGUCAAUACCCGUAGUAGGAGCGGAAAACGGCAGAUGGAAAUAUCUCCUAUUGAAAACAACAACUAUCGGGGGAAACGUAUAUCAACGCCAAACACAAACAGCACCACCUCAAACAACGACAAGAAUAAUGGACAAGAAGCCCUAUAG
Armigeres subalbatus is the source of this 843-nucleotide messenger RNA. RefSeq lists its product as uncharacterized. The transcript has 2 exons. The record is from RefSeq and is a predicted model, not a curated record. NCBI's taxonomy places the organism in Eukaryota, Metazoa, Arthropoda, Insecta, Diptera, Culicidae. The coding region runs from base 1 to 843 and encodes 280 amino acids.